Sungouiella intermedia is the source of this 1431-nucleotide messenger RNA. NCBI's taxonomy places the organism in Eukaryota, Fungi, Ascomycota, Pichiomycetes, Serinales, Metschnikowiaceae. The record is from the annotation of a GenBank genome assembly.
AUGGGUUUUUUGAAAGUACAGGGAACUAAGAUCGUCGACGACAAGGGCACCCCAGUGGUGUUGAAGGGAUGCGCCACCGGUGGCCAUCUCAACAUGGAGAACUUCAUCACCGGAUAUCCGGGCCAUGAGACCGAGCAUAAGAAGGUUAUGGAGUCCAAGAUGGGAAAAGAGAAGUUUGACUACUUCUUUGACAAGUUCUACGACUACUUCUGGACGGAGAAGGACGCCAAGUUCUUUAAGGAUGAGCUCAAAUUGAACUGCUUGCGUAUUCCUUUCAACUACAGACACUUCAUCGACGAUGAUGGAGAUAUGUUUAAGAUCAAGCAGAGUGGUUUCGACCGUUUGGACCGUGUGGUUGACACAUGUGCUGCUGAAGGAAUUUACACUAUCUUGGACUUGCAUGCCACUCCAGGUGGACAGAACCAGGACUGGCACUCGGACUCUGGAGUCCACAAGUCGCUUUUCUGGGACUUUAAGGUUUUCCAAGAUGUUAUUGUCAACUUGUGGGUCAAGCUCGGUGAGCACUACAAGGACAACGAAUGGGUGGCAGGAUACAACCCAUUGAACGAACCAGCUGUCGCUGACCACUCCAAGUUGGUCAAUUUCUAUGACAGAGUCGAGAAGGCUAUUCGUGAGGUUGACCCUAACCACAUCUUGUUCUUGGACGGAAACACCUACGCCAUGGACUUCCGCCAGUUCCCAGACACCGUCUUGCCAAAUAGUGUGUACUCGAUCCACGACUACACCAUUUUCGGCUUCCCAAUGUCCGAGGAAGUGUACAAGGGCACUGAAGAGCAGAAGAGCAAGUUGAAACAACAAUAUGAGAGAAAGAUUGAGUUCAUGAAGAAGACCAAGGUUCCAGUGUGGAACGGAGAGUUUGGCCCAGUGUAUGCCUCGGACUUCAGAGGAGAUGCCAACCCAGCAGAGACCAACAAGGUCAGAUACCUGGUGUUGAAGGACCAAUUGGAAAUCUACAAGACUGGAGACCCCAGUGGAGACAAUGCACCAAUCUCGUGGUCUAUUUGGCUUUAUAAGGACAUUGGAUUCCAAGGCUUGACAUAUGUCAACCCAAAGUCCAAGUUCUAUGAGGUUUUCGGCGAAUGGUUGUUGAAGAAGAAGCGCUUGGGUUUGGACAGAUGGGGAAAUGACAUCGACCCCAAGUUUGGAGAGUUGUACAAGGCUUUGGAAGAUCAUUUUGCAUCCAAUGUCCCCCAGGACUUCCACAAGGCGUUGUAUCCUCACCUCUGGACCAUGAAAGACUACAUCAGCAGAGUGUUGAGAGACAUGUUGUUCUCGCAAUAUGCCCAGCACGAGUAUGCAGAGCUUUUCGUUCCAUUGUCUUUUGAGGAGUUGGACGAGGUGGCCGCUUGCUUCAAGAUCGAGAACUGUGUCCAGAGAGAGGAGCUUAACACCAUUUUGAGGGAAUAUUAG